CCAAAGUGCAUCUUCUGUCUUCGAUGAGCAGUCAUAUAUCGGAACAAUACUGCUACCAGACUAUGAACCACACCAUUGACCAGACCAUGGCACUGGACCUAACAUGUCGCCAGGCCAUACACCUGGACCACACCAUGGAUAGAAUCCUGGACCAAAUGGUUGUCCAGACUGUAGACCAAAACUUGGACCAGACCAUGGACCUGGACCAAACAAUGGGCCAGACCAUGGACCAAACUGUGGACCAGACCAUACAUGUGCACAACACCAUAGAUACAAUUCUGGACCAGACCAUUUUCCAGACUGUAGAACAUCGUGCAGAUCUGGACCAGACCAUGGGUCAGACCGCAGACCAACACUUGGACCAGACCAUGGACCAAACUGCGGAACAGAUUAUAAACCUGGACCAGGCCAUGGACCAGACUGUAGAACAUCCUGCAGUCCUGGACCAGACCAUGGGUCAGACUGCAGACCAAACCUUGGAUCAGACCAUGAACGUGGACCAAACCAUGGAUCAGAUCUUCGACCAGAGUGUGGACUGCACCGUGGACCCCAACCAGACCAUUGUCCAGACUGUGGCACAGAUUAUAAACAUGGACCAGACCAAGAAUCAAAUCCUGGAUCAGACCAUUGACCCGACUGUAGAACAUCCUGCAGACCUGGACCAGACCAUGGGUCAGACCGCAGACAAAGCCAUGGACCAGACCAUUGACCUGGACCAAACCAUGAGCCAGACCACGAACCAAAGCAUCGACCUGCAUCAGACCCUGGUUCAGACAGAGCUUAACUCUCCGUGUCAGGUGAAAAAGAGUGGGAACAAGAGACGUAGAAGUGAUAAACCUCGUUUCAUUUUAAAAGUCAAAUUCCCAAUAUUCGAAGUUUUGGCUAAGAAGAGAGCCAUGAAGAGGGCCAUCGCACUGGGAACUGUACCGUCUCCGCCUGUCGAGAAUAGAAGCGAAUCACCUGAGAUCCCAGGUGUUGAAACAGAUGUUGACUCUGAUAGUGGAGAUAUUUCCUAUUACUCCCAGAGAUCCACUAAAAAAAGAACAUCAACGAAGGAGAAGGCGAAGGUGAAGCUGGCAGUUCUUAGGACCAUGUCUAGGAUGCUGGAGGAGAACAAGAUUAUCAGGCAGAAACUUGGCGCCCUCACCCAAGCGCACUGAUGCUGCAGAAAUAGCUCACUUUCGCUGACUCUAUUUUAAGACAUCAUUUGUGUUUAUUUAUAAGUGUUUUAUUAUUAUUUAAAAUCUUAUUUUAAUUGAAUAUUAGUAUUCCAUCAUAAUUUGCAUUGGUAGAUAGUUCUAGAUGCAUGUAGUUCCUAUAGCAUGUAGUGUUGAAAAUAAGUGUUUAAAUAUAUACAUAUAUUAGUCUAUGUUAGUAGUACUACUUGUACUGUGAGACCAUAAAGCAAUAAGAAGAGGAGUAUUUAACACAAACCUCAAUGAAAAAUGUUAUUUAAUUAAAAGAGUUUAUAUUUUGAA
Messenger RNA from Solea solea (common sole), 1478 nucleotides. RefSeq lists its product as uncharacterized. NCBI's taxonomy places the organism in Eukaryota, Metazoa, Chordata, Actinopteri, Pleuronectiformes, Soleidae. Bases 24 to 1160 code for a protein of 378 amino acids. The record is from RefSeq and is a predicted model, not a curated record. The transcript has 4 exons.